Molecule: messenger RNA, 795 nt
Organism: Aethalodelphis obliquidens (Pacific white-sided dolphin)
Lineage: Eukaryota; Metazoa; Chordata; Mammalia; Artiodactyla; Delphinidae
Product: proline-rich protein HaeIII subfamily 1-like
Exons: 2
Coding region: 1-795 (264 amino acids)
Source: RefSeq, a predicted model, not a curated record
AUGGCGCGGCGGAGGCGGCUCGGAGAAGUGAAGAGCUGCGGGGUUAGACGCGAAGUCCCACCGAGCCCCGUCCCUGGAGCCCUGGGCGGGGACUCCCGGCCGGACCCGGCGCUGAGGCGCACGCCGAGGAAGCCGCUCACCUUUACGAUCUGCCGGGGCGGGCGCGGCGGGAGACAACCUGCGAGGGGGCGCCGGAACGCCCCCGCCAACUUCUCCCGAAUCCGCGCAGUCCACGGAGCACCCAGCUGUCAGGAGCGACGCCCCCACCUCCGUGUUCCGCCAGGCUUCCCCCGCAGCCCGUCCGCAGGCGGCUCGCAGGACUCAGAGCGCCAGGCGGAGGUUCGGCUGCACCUCGAGGAUGAGGUGGCCCCAGAGCUGAGAGGUUCGGCUUCCACCAGCCGGGGCUCCCUACUCACGCUGCACUGCGAGGAGGCGGCGGCGCCGGCGGCGGAGGAGGAGGCGGCGCCCGGCCGGCCCCCGCCCAGAGCCCGGCAGCCGCCGAGUGGCCGCCCGCGUCCCCGCAGGACCCGCCUCCUGAGCUCCGCAGAGCCGCACACAGGGCGCGCCGCGCUCAGCACGGGCAGCUCUGCCGGCCUCACGCCGCCGUCCGCAAAGGCAGCGGCGGGCGGGGUGCAGCCCCCUCCGGGAGCACCGCAGCCCGACCCGCUCGGGGCGGGGCCCGCGGCCCCCGGAGAGCGGACAGCGGAGCACGAGGGGGCUACGCGAAGCUUCGGGCAGGGGCGCCGCUUGCACCGGGUGGCCCGCAAGAUUGCAGGGGGAGGCAAGGGGAGGUGA